Messenger RNA from Papaver somniferum (opium poppy), 2092 nucleotides. RefSeq lists its product as uncharacterized. The transcript has 5 exons. Gene Ontology annotation, cellular component: ubiquitin ligase complex; cytosol; nucleus. NCBI's taxonomy places the organism in Eukaryota, Viridiplantae, Streptophyta, Magnoliopsida, Ranunculales, Papaveraceae. Bases 119 to 1876 code for a protein of 585 amino acids. The record is from RefSeq and is a predicted model, not a curated record. Gene Ontology annotation, molecular function: cyclin binding; ubiquitin conjugating enzyme binding; ubiquitin protein ligase activity. Gene Ontology annotation, biological process: protein autoubiquitination; protein polyubiquitination; proteasome-mediated ubiquitin-dependent protein catabolic process.
UUUUGUGCAGGUUCCCCAAAUAAAGUGUCCGUAAAUAUUAGGUUUCUUUCUUGCCCAACUCUCUUUUAACUCCUAAACCCUGGUAGCAAUUACGCGGGAGAGACCAAAAGAUAGGAAGAUGUCUCAACUCCAAAACCCUAGAAAAUGGAGAUACACAUGGGAAACCCUAUCUCAUCUCUCAACUCUGAAAUUAUUUCUCUUCAAUCCUGAUGUUAAGCCUGCAACUCAAUGUAGAACCCUAAAAGUUGAUCUCAGAUUUGAAGAAUCUUUGCUUCUUGUUACUUGGGAGGAGGAAAUUCUAGUUGAGGGUUUUGUUGGUAACUCACUUAGGGUUCCUAUACCUAAGGUUUUAAUCCAAGUCGAUUCUCCACUGGAUUUUAAAGCAACUGAGGAUCAUAUUGAGGUUAAACUGGUAUUGGUUCUUCCUGUUGAUCACCCUCUUGUUGCAAAUUUUAAUUCGGUUCUGAAUUUGUCUGAUGAGGGUUCUGCUGAGGUUUCGGAUUCUUUUCAGCCCCUUUCAAUUGAUUCUGAUAUAAAACACCUAUUGUCUGGGAAUGCCAUGGAUUUUUAUUGCAAGAAUUGCUCAUAUAAACUGACAAAAACACCUCUCAGAUCUUUUGUGGAAAUGCCAUCAUUUGAUUGGCGUGAGGUAGCUGAUAAUUGGUUUGGGACCUGUUGUUGUUCAUUUGGAGGUAUAAGUGAGAUACUGGUUAAAAAGUAUGCCAACUCUUAUUCAUCUGUAAAGGGUAUAUGCUUAUAUGACGCAACUUGUGUGGUUGUCAGCAAGGAUGACAUUUCUGGAUAUGUAUUUCCUGAUUCCUUGGAGGGAAACGAAAAGUAUGUCCAAGAAUCUGGUCUUGCCAGUGAAGAAUGUGUGACGGAGUCCGGGAUAGAUCCGCAGAACGGCCGUUCAGAAGGCUUAUGUUGUGGGACUGAUGAAAGAGAUAGAACAGCUAAUGGUGAUGACAAACCUAGCUGCAUACCUGCUGUUUCCAUCCUAGAUGAUGAAGUUAAUGGAAGACAUAGUUUCCCGCAUGCCUCACUUUGCACAUCUCUGUCAGGUUUAGAUUUAUCUGAAAAUAUGGUGAAAGAAGAUGGAUCUUCUUCAAAUGACCAUAGCCAUUGUUGUAUGGAGAAGACAAGUUUCAUUCAAAGCCUAGAAGAUUGUAUGGAGAAGACAAGUUCUGAGAAUCAAGAACUUACGAAUAAUUUUAAGCUCCUAAAAGAUCAAAGAUCUGUCCUUAAUGGGUCUCUUGGAAAUGGUUUCAUGGUUAGAACCUCUAACCUUUCGAAAAAUGUUGAAUGGAUAGAAUUCCCUUGCAGUCAGUGUUCUCACAUUGUUGGAGCAUAUCCUUCAAUGCAUAAUGGACAUGCACCACUGGAUGGCGGUAUUCGGUUUUUCAAGUGUUACAUUUCCUCAAAUUUACCUGCCGGUGGAGUAGGAGAUGUAUUCAGGAAGCAUUCCCUAGAAAGAAUGUUCGCAAAUCAAUUGAUAGAAAGUGCAAAUGAGGAAUUAUCAUUCCGAACUGUAGUGAGGGAUCUUAAAACCAACUCUCCUAUGCUCCAAAUUGUUCUCCUAAAUACAAAUGCCUGGUGUUGUAGUGGUUUUUGUGUGGAAACAGGGGGUGCUACUGGACCUAUUUCAAAGACAAAUUUGCAGGCUGUCGUUAAGGUGCUAUUUUCAGAUGGACGCAACACCACUGAAGCUCAAUCAAGGAUGCUAGAGGAGUGGGUAACCAAGAAACAAGCCCAUGAGGUUUACAUGUUGGCUCAUCAGAUAGAAGAAUUAAGUGAAUCCUUAAGAUCAGCACAGGGCAAAAUUCCCUUUUCAUGUUCUUUUAUGCCAGGGUUGACUCUCUCAUCACUGGAGAGGUGAUAUUUAUCUGUACAUUCAGAGAAGUGUGGCUAUACCCAUACUUCUAAACGAAGCUCUGAUCAAUGAGUUCAGGGCUAUGACUUGCAUUUUAGAAGAUAGAAAAACUAAUGUUACAGAAUGUAAUGGUACCAUCUGAAGAUUUUUUUUUUUUCUUGUUUGAAGCCAUACAAGGUUGUUGUUUCUCCAAUUUACAUGUUGACAAAACUUGUUUACGUU